Ruditapes philippinarum (Manila clam) is the source of this 1500-nucleotide messenger RNA. RefSeq lists its product as uncharacterized. The transcript has 4 exons. The record is from RefSeq and is a predicted model, not a curated record. Lineage: Eukaryota; Metazoa; Mollusca; Bivalvia; Venerida; Veneridae. Bases 106 to 798 code for a protein of 230 amino acids.
CAUCUAUUAUAUUCAUACAAAGCGAAUACAAAUUCAGCAUAUACAAGUCAAGUUCACUAAAAUCAGACCAAGUUCAUUAAAUUCACAUCAAGACUGGCUUGUAAAAUGAAUAAGUUAUGGAUUUUAUUACUUUUUGCAGCAGGUAUCGCUGACAUCAAUUGCAAAUCAACUUCUGCCGUCGACAGUGACAAAGAUGAGAAUAUAUGUUGUAUAGCUGAUAACUGGGAGGGCUUAUUGUACUUGGAUAUGGGUAUUGUAUUUAUAGACCAGAACACAGCAUAUUCAUAUUUUAAUGGGACUGUACACGCUGCUUAUAGUUUUUCGAGCAAAAAAGUGUUUUUCAAUAUUUCGGGCCUGGAGAUGAGUCCAUUGAUACCUAAACCAAUACCAGACAGCACGCUGUUACUAUAUGACUUUGAAAAGAUGACCAUGUAUAUGGUCCCGGCUCAAGGAGGAUGCACCAAAUCCAGUUUAGAUAGUAAAAUGGAACGCGCUUGUGUGCCACAUGGUGCAAAGGAGACUGCGACAGGAGUGUUUGGUUCAGGCAAUACAACUAGAUUGUUACAUACAUAUCAGUUCUCGACCGACAAUGAUGUACCUUACGACAUCAGGGCAACAAUUUUUAAAAAUGAUUUGACGCCAGUACAUCCAAAAGUGUGUGAGCCAUUUUAUGUGAACUACUUUACCCCCUCGGGGAACCCGGACAGCGGAACAAUGUACGGGUUACAGUUCAUGGAUAUUGGACCUAUAAAAUCAGAGAAAAUAUUUGACAUUCCCGAGCCAUGUCUGAAAUUAUAAAACGAGAGUGAUGAUUGAAAAGGAAAAUGCAAGAUAUAAGUGAAAGCCAUAUUAAAUACCAGAAAUAACUACAAUUUUUCCUUCUCAAGAAAAGACAAAAAAUAUGUUAUAUUUUUUUAUAACUAUGGUUUUAAAAUAUGUAUGUUAAAUGACACUGAAUAUGAAAAUAUCUAUAUAUCGCAAAAGAAGCGAGAUGUAUACAAGAAAAUUUUGACAUGUAAAUAAAAUUCCAAAACAUUUUACCUUAACUAAUGGUCAAAACCUAAAAGGAGCGAAUGAUGGUCAUUGUAAUUAGCAUCAUUUUGGACAUGAUAAUUAAAAUGUUUUCUUAAAAAACUUUUUGGGGCUAAAUGGGCUCUGAAGCAAGUUCAAUUUGGCAUAAUAGUUCUUACUAUAUACAUCUUUGAAAAUAGGAAAACAUAGUCUUUUUAUUUCUGUUGUUGUUGCUCACAUUAUUUGGAUCACGUAAAUAUCAUUUUUCCUAUUAUUCAAUAACUGGCAAUAAUUACAAAAGAAAAUUGAGCGCUGGUUAAUAUGACGAACAAUCGAAUAAUAGUACAUUGUACAUUUAUUUGUAUUGUACAUGUAUUCCUAGUUUGAUGUAGCCAUAUAAAGUCUUAUCCAUUGUAGAAACGGGUAUUAUAUAUUUAUGAACAUGCAUACAUAAAUAAAGAAAUCAAAAAGGACAGAAAGUGUUGAAGG